Talaromyces proteolyticus is the source of this 1251-nucleotide messenger RNA. Its product is annotated as putative agmatinase. The record is from RefSeq and is a predicted model, not a curated record. NCBI's taxonomy places the organism in Eukaryota, Fungi, Ascomycota, Eurotiomycetes, Eurotiales, Trichocomaceae. The coding region runs from base 1 to 1251 and encodes 416 amino acids. The transcript is spliced from 3 exons. Gene Ontology annotation, molecular function: agmatinase activity; metal ion binding.
AUGUCUGGCUUCAAAAAGGCGUUCUUGCUGGGACUGCUGGCUUUGAGCAAUUCAGUCCUGGGCCACUCUCAUCAUCAUGACGAUACCGAUGAGAUUGUGCCAGAGGACAAGAGGGAGGAGCUUUUGAAGAAAUGGGAGCAAGAGUGGGGGUUUUCUGGUAUCUCGACCUUUGCCCAUAUGAAAGCUGUCAAAUGUCUGCUUGAGCCGGAUGAGCAGUAUGAUAUUGCCAUUAUUGGGGCGCCUUUUGAUACCGCUGUGAGCUACAGGCCUGGAGCUCGCUUCGGCCCUCGCGCCAUCCGCGCUGCCAGCGGGCGCCAACUCCCGGGGACAAGCUACAAUGCCCGCGCAGCCAUCAACCCGUACUUAUCAUGGGCCACGCUCCGCGACUGCGGCGACAUCCCCAUCACUCCAUUCGACAAUGCACUAGCGGAGCGACAAAUGUACGAGGCAUUCCUCGAACUCGGCACGCGGCGGGCAAAGACAUCCGCAGCAUCCAAGUUCGGCAGCAAGGGCAUAUCAGCGGGGAAACCCAAGCUGGUCACUCUGGGCGGAGACCACAGCGUUGCUCUCCCGGCACUUCGUGCCCUCUACCAGAUCUAUCAGAAGCCCAUCACAGUCCUGCACUUCGACGCCCAUCUCGACACCUGGAACCCUGUACGCUACGCCUCGUACUGGCUCUCCGAGCAAUCGCGUUUCAAUCACGGCAGUUUCUUCCACAUCGCCAGCACCGAGGGUCUCAUUUCCAACACCACCUCGGCGCAUGCGGGCAUCCGGACGCGGUUGACGGGUGUUGAUGAUGGAGAUUACACGAACCCGGGGCCGGAGCAAGGAUUCAUGCGGAUCCACGCAGACGACAUCGACGACAUCGGACCCGCCGGUGUCGUAGAAUCGAUUAUUAACCGUAUCGGACUCGAUCCAGAGCAGCCAGUGUACUUAUCCGUCGACAUCGACGUUCUCGACCCCGGCACCGCACCAGGCACCGGCACGCCGGAGCCAGGUGGAUGGACGACGCGCGAAAUGAUCCGGAUUCUGCGUGGGAUCGAGAAAUUGAAUUUGGUAGGCGCGGAUAUCGUCGAGGUUAGUCCUAGUUACGACAAUGUCGGAGAGACGACAGCGCUCGCCGCCGCGCAAGUCGCGUUUGAGAUUAUCACGAGCAUGGUGAAGAGCGGUGCGGCGGCGGAGCUUGGUGGCUGGUAUGGGAAGAAGGAUGGGGAGGCUUUCAAGGCGGCGAGCGGUAAGGAUGAACUGUAG